This is a messenger RNA of Momordica charantia (bitter melon), 657 nucleotides long. The record is from RefSeq and is a predicted model, not a curated record. NCBI's taxonomy places the organism in Eukaryota, Viridiplantae, Streptophyta, Magnoliopsida, Cucurbitales, Cucurbitaceae.
AUGAGUUGUGGUUUUGGGUGGAAUGAUGACCACAAGUGUAUUGAAGCAGAGAAGGAAGUAUUUGAUGACUGGGUUAAGUCUCAUCCCAAUGCAAAAGGACUUCGUAACAAGCCUCCACACUACGAUGACCUAACAGUUGCUUUUGGUAAGGACAGAGCGACAGGGGCGAAUUUAGACUGUCCGGUAGACAUGGCAUCGAGUGCUGCUGCAACAAUUGCUGAAGAUGCGCAUUUCGAAGCACAAGAUUUCUACAUCCCGGACCCACCAAUGUUCAACACCACAGAGGAUGCGAUAGAGGAGGACUUGCCAAAUACGCCUACAAGUAAGCCAACUAUUGGAACAUCAUCAGGGGGAAGCAAGAGGAAACGAAGUGGUUAUACAUCAGAAAUGGUAGAUGUGGUACGAACAAAUAUGAGGAUGCAAACAGCCCAUUUGGAGAAGAUGGCAACGUGGCCGGAUAAAAAGGAAGAAAAAAAGAUCGCACGACGCAAGAUAGUACAUGACCAGCUGAAACAAAUACCAAACUUGGAGGCCAACGAUUAUGUCCGACUUGUCGGUAUUUUGAUGACUAAUGUCAAGAAGUCCAUCAGUUUCCUUGAGGUCCCAAUAGAAUUUAAGAAAAUGUUUUGCAUGCAAUUGCUGGGAAAGAGCGAAUGA